AUGCACAUAAUAUGUCAUUGGAAACCAAUUUGCAAUGCACAUAAUAUAUCAUUGGAAACCAAUUUGCAGAAUCCAAGUGACGUGUUCCCGGCCGAACUGCCACGCAAUAACAUGUAUCUACACACCAAGGAGGUUCAAGUUGAAGUCGUCGGUGGUGGGCCCAUCGCUGUUGCAUUGGCUGGAGGCGCCGCCUUUGGAUGUGAUCACACUGGGUUUCUUGCCGGCAUUUGUCAUGUCUUCAUAGUGCUUCCGCAUGUGGCCACCCAAAGCUUGGCCAGUGGUAAAAGUCUUGUUACAGACGUUGCAUUUGUGAAUCCUACCGCUUGGGUUGAGAUGAGAGAUACUAGAGGUGUUGGUGAUUGCAGUAGUGGGGGCGAAUUGAGACCGAUCACGGUGGCUGGUUUUAUGGCCGCCGAGUGCUUGGUAUGA
Fraxinus pennsylvanica is the source of this 429-nucleotide messenger RNA. The record is from the annotation of a GenBank genome assembly. Lineage: Eukaryota; Viridiplantae; Streptophyta; Magnoliopsida; Lamiales; Oleaceae.